Molecule: messenger RNA, 822 nt
Organism: Fusarium keratoplasticum
Lineage: Eukaryota; Fungi; Ascomycota; Sordariomycetes; Hypocreales; Nectriaceae
Exons: 1
Coding region: 1-822 (273 amino acids)
Source: RefSeq, a predicted model, not a curated record
AUGCUUCUCAAACAUCUCUUCCUGGGUUUCCUCCUGGGUGCCUUUUCAGUGGCAGCCAUCCCUCAGCCAGAGCCCGAGGAUGUCGAUCUCGAGGCAAGGGACGAUGAGGAUCUAGUCGCCCGCGGCGGUUACGAAUACUGCCCCUACGGUCAGCACUACGACAAGCACCAUCACUGCGUCUGCCCCUGGGGCCAGAUCAAGGAUGGCAAGUACUGCAAGUGUCCCGACGGCCAAUACAAGGACGGGAACUACUGCAAGUGUCCCGGAGACCAGGUCAAGGACGGCAAGGACUGCAAGUGUCCGGACGGACAGCACAAGAAGGGCAAGUGGUGUGUGUGCCCCUGGGGCCAGAUCAAACAGGGCAAAGACUGCAAGUGUCCUGGUAUUCAGGUCAAGGAGGGAGGCUAUUGCAAGUGUCCUGGAGACCUCCAGAAGAAGGGCAAGUUCUGCAAAUGUCCCCACGGUCAGAUCAGAGAUGGAAUCUACUGCAAGUGUCCUGGCGAGCUUGUCAAGAAGGGAGACAAGUGCGUCUGCCCCGACGGACAAUACCGAAAGGGCAACUACUGCAAGUGUCCUCAUGGUCAGAUCAAAGAUAAGGACCAGUGCAAGUGUCCCGGGGAGCUUGUGAAGAAGGGUAACGACUGCGUCUGUCCGGACGGUCAGUACAGAAAGGGCAACUACUGCAAGUGUCCUCAUGGUCAGAUCAAAGAUAAGGACCAGUGCAAGUGUCCGGAUUACGAGUGGAAGAAGGGAGACUAUUGUGUCUGCCAGAAGGGAUAUCGUCGCGGCCAUGAUGGGAAGUGUAAGAAGGGGUACUACUAA